Molecule: messenger RNA, 1454 nt
Organism: Ruditapes philippinarum (Manila clam)
Lineage: Eukaryota; Metazoa; Mollusca; Bivalvia; Venerida; Veneridae
Product: glycoprotein 3-alpha-L-fucosyltransferase A-like
Exons: 1
Coding region: 1-1005 (334 amino acids)
Cellular component (GO): membrane
Molecular function (GO): alpha-(1->3)-fucosyltransferase activity
Source: RefSeq, a predicted model, not a curated record
AUGGGACCAAGUAAGGAAAGGUUUCUCAUUCUCUGGUACAACCCAGCUGGACAUUUUACAGUUACCCAUAGGGAUGCGUUGUAUUGUGGUUUUGAAAAAUGCAAAUACAAUAACUGUGAAAUGACUGUAAAUACAUCAGAUGCAGGUAUCAGUCAGGCUGUUAUUUUUGAUGGUCGUAGAAUGCCAAGGAAUAUUAGUUUCACACGUCCAAAUGGUCAGAUAUGGAUUUUCGCAGCUCACGAAGCUCCAAUUUCAUACGGCGACACAGGGACAUGGUGGUAUAGAAAUAAAGAAUACUCCUUCAACUGGACGAUGACCUAUGACAAAGAUAAUUCUGACAUAUAUUUGCCAUACGGAGAAAUACUGAAACACAAAUCAGAAUUAAUACGGGACUACAAAUCAAUUUCACAAAAGAAAAACAAAACACUAUUAAUAAUAGUUUCUCAUUGUAAUGUCAGGUCUAAACGUCAGGAAUAUGUAAAUAAGUUAAAGGAAUAUGUUGACGUUGAAGUCUUGGGAAACUGUGGGAAAAAGUGGACAUGUGGUACUCACUACAAACACGACGAAGACUGCUUCAAACUUUUAAAUACAACUUUUAGGUUUUAUCUAGCCUUCGAAAAUGCGUUUUGUCAUCAGUAUAUAACAGAGAAAUUUUACGAUAAUUUCAAUUAUGAUCUAAUUAUGUUGGUACGUGGUGGAAGCCCCGGUGAAGCGAAACAAAUAUUUCCCAAGGGAACAUUUUUAUCAACCGAUGAAUUCGAAUCUGUUCAAGGUCUUGUUUACUUUCUUAAUCAUAUCAGUGUUGAAACGUAUGCCGCCUAUUUAAAGCGGAAAAGUCAAUAUUACUCAGCUGGGUAUUUGUAUGUAUAUCAAAGAGCUAUGUGUAACCUAUGUGAAAGGAUGAAUCAUCAGAGCAAAUAUGCAAAAACAAUCACAGAUAUAAAGGAAUGGGCAUACGGCCCCAAACCUUGCAUUGAUCCAAAUGACGUGACAGAUGUGCAAUGAAUGAACGUUAAAACAGCAGUUUAAGAUUUAAUGCUAAAGUGUGUCCUCAUGUACAGACUCAAUAAAACCGGGUCUGCUAUUCUUAUGUGUUUUUUUUGUGAUUAAUGCUUCCGAGGGAUCACUUUGUUUCCAGAUUUUUAUACUUCACAACAGCAGGUGUCAUGUGCCGUGUGGCAGCUGUAAAAAGUUGCCACGUACUUCACUUCAGUGUUGUUAUAUUUUUUCUGCUCCUUCGGGAUCAUUGAUGCCAGCACUAUUAAGUGUUGAGAAUUGAGUACCGCUCAAGCCGGUGCUAGGGGGCGUGAGGAAUGUUGCACUUAUUCAUUAUUCCUCAUGUACAGACUCAAUCAAACCCAGUCUGCUAUUCUUAUGUAAUUUUGUUGUGAUUAAUGCUUCCGAGGGAUCACUUUGUUUCCAGAUUUUUAUGAUUUCUGUUUAAGUCAACAUUA